This is a messenger RNA of Cydia splendana, 3618 nucleotides long. It is a transcript of the gene Poxm, whose product is annotated as paired box protein Pax-1. The transcript has 5 exons. Gene Ontology annotation, molecular function: DNA-binding transcription factor activity, RNA polymerase II-specific; RNA polymerase II cis-regulatory region sequence-specific DNA binding. The record is from RefSeq and is a predicted model, not a curated record. Gene Ontology annotation, biological process: anatomical structure development; regulation of transcription by RNA polymerase II. Bases 298 to 1236 code for a protein of 312 amino acids. NCBI's taxonomy places the organism in Eukaryota, Metazoa, Arthropoda, Insecta, Lepidoptera, Tortricidae.
CAAGUAUCCAGCAACAAAUCUCAUGCGCAUACCUACGGAAGUGGAACUAACUACACUCUGUUGCGAGUCAGUAAACGGCUAACGAACAUACAUUAUCAAUUACAAACCGAGUACACGGAUCCGGCACAUAACAUGCUCCUACAUACCCCGCCGACACACGUUCCUUGCAGUCGUCUCGCUCGCCGCCCGAGCGCAACCGACCGAACGGGAAAACAGACAUUUUACAACGCCAAUACACUUCUGCGACGCCUCUAAAGCCUCCACAUAAAGUUCGAAUCUCCGUGGCUCAAGACGGAGAUGCAUCAACACGCUUCAAAUAGAACGCGACACGGAAAAAGGAAAGCGUUCGAAAUGAAGCGCGGCGAUUGGGCGACGCGCGCCAAUGGCGGCGACGGGCGGGGCCGGCGCGCAUGCGCGGCGGCGCGCGGCGCGCGCGCACAUGUCCCGCUCGCGCGCCGCUCGGCGGACGCAUGCGUAGCUCGGCUCGGUGGUGAGUGCAGUGAAGUGAUCAUGCUCGGCGGCAUGGACGGCAAGGAGUACGGCGCGCUGCACGCGGCAGCCGCCGCCGCCUCCUACGCCAUGGACACGGGUACGUCUUUUGCCCGAGAAAACCUGGACCACACACUAGACCCGAGUGGCGGCUCACUAGGCGGCGGCGUAGGCGGCUCGCAGCAAUACGGCGAAGUGAAUCAGCUAGGUGGAGUGUUCGUCAACGGACGACCGCUACCCAACGCAGUACGGCUGCGGAUAGUGGAGCUGGCACAGCUAGGCAUCAGGCCCUGCGACAUCAGUCGACAAUUACGAGUAUCACAUGGCUGUGUGUCGAAGAUCCUAGCGCGGUACCAUGAGACCGGUUCCAUCCUUCCUGGGGCCAUCGGGGGCUCAAAACCCCGCGUUACGACGCCCAAGGUGGUGUCCUACAUAAAGCAACUAAAAGCGAAAGACCCCGGCAUCUUCGCGUGGGAGAUCCGCGACCGGCUGCUGGCGGACGGCGUGUGCGACAAGUACAACGUACCCUCCGUGUCCUCCAUCAGCAGGAUCCUACGCAACAAGCUGGGCGGCGCGCUGUACCCAGUGCCGCCGCUGUACCCCGUGCCGCCGCAGCGCUGCUGGCCGCUGCACCAGCCCUACGACUACUACGUCUACCUCCAGGGUCGGCAACAUGCCGGCGGCGCGCCGCACGGGCUGCACCCACACCAACAGCCCGCGCCGCCGCACCACGCGCACGCGCUCUGACCCACCGCGCCCGCGCACCCUCACCGUGCCACCGACCACGACCGGUGACCAAUUGAGAACCAAAGGGUGACUGGUUGAGCACUCUCGCCGCGCCACCGAUCACGACCGGUGAACGACUGAGAAACAGAGGGUGACUGGUUGAGCACCCUUGCCGUGCUACCGAUCACCACCAGUGACCGACUAGGAACUAGUGGGUGACUGGUUGAGCACCCUGACCGCGCCAUCGACUACGACCAGUGACCGAAUGAGAACAAUCGGUUGACAGGUUGACUGCGACCGAUAAUACUAUAGCCAGUUCGAAAACACUGAGGCCGCUACAAUUUAAAUGACAUGUCGGCUGCCAGGAGUCGGCAGAACGGAUAAAAAGCGCCCACCAGACAAAAGAAAGACGGAUAACGAAGGACUGUGGAACAGAACAGCAUUGAAAUCCAGCAGUGCGGUAGACCGCCGUCGGUAGUGACUGCUGUUAUUUUGGUGUGAGCUGACAUAGACGACGUUUACAGUGCAUCAGUCCACUGUAAAACUUUUCGGUUCGGCGCUCCAAUUCUGUCUUAGAACUUUUGAUGUGUGAAAAACAAACCUUUAUGGCAAAGUGAGGCAAAAGUGAAGUGUUUUGUGGUGUACUGAUAAAUAAUGUACUCGGUGUUCGGAUUAAAUACUUUAGGCGAAUUUAAAUAUGUGAUCAUAUAUCUAUUGUGCUAUAGUAGUUAUUUAAGGAAGGGUAAUACGUGUUUUGUUAAGAUUAAAGUGCUAAGUGCCUUACUACACCGAAUAAUAUUUAAAGAAUUUGUAUGUACGAUACGCCUUAGGGAAAUUCGUUUCACAUUAUUACAUUUUUUCCGUUUUAGUCACAGAAGGUGUAGUUGCGUUUAUAACUCAGUUAAUACUCGUAUACAGAAAACUGUCCCUAACGUAGCCGUACUGUACUUCAGUACCCAGUUAUGUAAGUAUUUACUAAACAUGUACAGUCUUCUGCGAAAAUAUCUAGCAUAACGAAGCACGCAAUCAUUUUUGUCACGCUCUACAAAUAUUAAAAUUGCGUCAGAUAUUUUUGCGCGCUUCAUUGUGUAAAAUACUUACUAUUGUGGGUGACUGCUGACUGUACAGUCAACCAAUUUGAUUUCUGAGCCAGUUCGUACUUUUUAGCAGUAACAAUCAAUAUUAAAUUCAUGAACGUUGGCAGGUACAAAAAAAGAAUUUUUCUUCAUAGAUGCUUUUAGGUAUUAUUUUUUUUCUAAAUGCUCUUUCAUUUGUUUCAUUCAUUUAAUAGGUACAAGUGCGGAUCUAAAGUAUUAUCUAGUGUAAAUACCUACAUGUUAACUUCAUGAUAUUUAUAAGUGAAUGUACAAUGUAUAUCUUUACAAUAAGUAUUACCGGUAAAGUAGUACCUACUAAUGAUAGUUGUGUCAUAGGUUCAGAAUAUUCACCCUUCUACCCUUCUUAGUUUGUAUCUACAUUUACUGAAAUACGACGCAUACGGACUAAUUUUUAAUAUUUUGGGAGAGUGGAGGAUACCGCUGACAUUUGCUUAAUCUAAAUUAAACGACGGUUAUUUUCAUUUCGGUGCAAAUGAUUUUGCCCAUUUUUUAAAUAUUUUUCCUUCCACCCGUGAUUUCCAAAUAUACAUGAUAUAAAUAAAUACACAUUCGUUUUCACGAAAUAAGUCUUAAGUAGGUACAUACCUAGUAGUAACAAUGAUUUGAAGAUGAUGAAUUUCUGAACCUACCGCUUAAAAAAUAGGACACUGACGCGGGUGCAAUGUUUUUUUGUAAAUAUUUAAUUUAAUAAUUGAUAGCAAUAAGCUCAGAAUAUCUCGUCGUUUGUAAGUCAAAGAUGGGUACUUAAAUUAGGUAAUUUUGUGAGUUUUGCGACUCAGAGUAUAAAGUCAGCAGCAGAAAUAUCUAAGCGGGCGAGGUGUUCAAAAUUACCUAAACACGCUCUUAGUCACUUAAAAAUAAACUUCUUCUUCUUCUUCCUCGCGUUAUCCCGGCAUUUUGCCACGGCUCACAUAGGAGCCUGAGGUCCGCUUGACAACUAAUCCCCUGAUUUGACGUAGGGUAGUUUUUACGAAAGCGACUGCCAUCUGACCUUCCAACCCAGAGGGGAAACUAGGCCUUAUUGGGAUUAGUCCGGUUUCCUCACGAUGUUCACCGAAAAGCGACUAUAGUAAAUAUCAAAUGAUAUUUCGUACAUAAGUUCCGAAAAACUCAUUGGUACGAGCCGGGGUUUGAACCCGCGACCUCCGGAUUGCAAGUCGCACGCUCUUAGGGCGAUUGUGCACUACAAUGAAUUUUAUUGUCCGGCAGUCCGAUAUGGCAUGAAAAAAACGGAUGAUUGGCUUGUGCACUUGUCCGUCUUUUUACUCGCAGGUGCGGCGCAGUG